AUGCCUUACAGAGAUGUAGUCUCGUUCAAUACAAUCAUUUCCGCCUCCUUUCGUACUAAUGGUACUCUUGGUAAAGGUAUAGAGUUAUUCUCAAAGAUGAAAAGAGAGGAUCUUGAGCCAAAUCAUAUUACAUUAUCUGCACUAAUUGGUGCUUGUGCUGGUUCUUCAGCCAGUAUGAAACUAGCUGAGAUAUUUCAUGGUCAAGCAAUUCGAUAUGGGUUCUUUUCUAAUUGUUUUGUUGGAAGCUCUUUAGUUGAUAACUAUGGAAAGCAAAUGAAAUUAAAGGAAGCUGUGCAUGCAUUUGACGACAUAGUGGAGUUAGAUUUGGUUUCGUGUAACAUAAUGAUCGAUUGUUUUGCACGUAAUGGAUGUAAAGAAAAAGCAAUGAAGAUCUUUUUGAGGUUACGAAGCAAGGGUGUAGAAUUUGAUAGCUUCACUUUGGCAAGCUUAUUAAAAACGUGUUCAGAUUCAAGAGAUUUGAAGAGAGGAAUGGAGAUCCAUGGGUGUGUUAUUAAAAUCGGCUUAUCUUCUGAAAUACCCACCAGUAACGCACUUGUCACAAUGUAUUCCAAAUGUGAAGAAGAAUCAAUUUCUGCAAUAAAAAUAUUUGAGAGAACUCAAGAACCUAAUAUCAUCUCCUGGACUGCAAUUAUCUCCGGGUUUAUGCAAAAUGGGCAGAGCAAGGAGGCAAUUAAGUUCUAUGAAAGAAUGCUAAAAGUGGGGAUGAAGGAAAAUCAGUUCACCUUUGCUAGUAUUCUUCCCGCUUACAGUAGUUUAACAAGGUUGGAGCAAGGGAUGCAAGUUCAUGGCAGGAUAAUUAAGUCCGGAUUUGUGUCAGAUACUUUGGUGGGUAAUGCUCUUAGUGAUAUGUAUUUCAAGUGUGGGAGCUUAAUAGAAGCAAAAUUGAUGUUCGAAACAAUGGAAAAACGCGAUGUUGUUUCUUGGACAAUGAUGAUUACAGGAUUUGGUCAGCAUGGGAAAGGAAAAGAAGCUAUAGACAUCCUGAGAAUGAUGCCAAGUAAAGGAUUUAAGCCAGAUGAUAUUACAUUUCUUGGAGGUUUGUCUGCGUGUAGCCACUGCGGGCUUGUUGAUGAAGGGCUUCAGCUUUUUCGGCAGAUGGUAGAUCAUUAUAGUAUUAAGCCGAGAAAGGAACAUUUUUCUUGUCUUAUUGAUAUGCUGGGUAGGGCAGGAAGGUUGAAGGAAGCAGAGAUGUUUAUUCAAGAAACGGGAGUUGGAUCAGAAGUCUUUGUAUGGGAAGCACUGCUAGGUGCUUGCAGUAUCCAUGGAGAGAUUGAAUUGGGAGAAAGAUCCGCCGAAAAGAUUAUGAAAUUAGAACCAAGAAGAAAUCAACCCUAUGUGUUAUUGGCGAAUAUAUACGCUGAUAGGGGAUUAUGGGAGGACAAGGAAAGAGUCCGGGAGAGCUUGGGAAUGAGUGGGUUGAAAAAAGAGACCGGCAACAGUUGGAUCGCUAUUUAUUGUUUCGAAGGUGUAAAAAUAUCAACCUUCGUGAGGCUUAUUGUUUGGAGACAGUCCUUUAGUCUAUGUAUAUCAAGCACUGCUCUCUGUCCGAGCACUUGGGCGCUACCCCUGACAAAAGACAUAGACUCUUGGCUUAAAUCCGCUUCUCUUUGCCGAAAAAGUGGUAGUAUUAGUCAGGCGCGAUCUACUCUGGUGAACUUCUUACAGUACGACCCAGAAACUACUCUGGGAGAUUUGCGAUAUCAUGGACCUCCACAAGUGAUUAUGGCCUACUUAAAGCAACAAUGGUCUCUUAGAGAAGAUCUGAAACGAUAUGAAUCAUUUGCAAGGUUGCAGAGUUUUCUGGAGCAACAAACAGUUCGCCAAGGGUGCCAGGUGGUUCAGUUAGUUCUUCAAAUCCUCGUAUCUCCCUUAUGGCCCGUGUUUAUCGGAAACUUGGGACUUGGCAGUGGGCACUUUUCUCCAGUGUUAGAUGAUGACACCAUACAAGUUAUAUCUCAGUACAGUGUAAGAGGCUUCUCUUAUUUAGCUGGGCAGUAUGUUGUAGAAGCUAUUACUGGUUACUUCCAUUCAAUUUCAAUUGCAGCAACCACGAAAGGAGUGGAUGAUAGUUUACGGGAUAUCCUUCAUCUUCUCACGUUGUGGUUUAGUCAUGGAGCUACAGCGGACGUUCUAUUGGCUCUACAGAAAGGAUUUGCGUACAUUGAUACCGACACAGGCUGGUUGUGUUGCCUCAGAUAAUUGCCCGAAUACAUUCAAAUAAUAGUGCUGUGAGAGAACUCAUACAAUCACUUCUGGUGCGGAUAGGUCAAGAACAUACACAGAUGCCACCAGGCUGUAUUUUGGUGAACAGGACAUGAAGGAAUGUUAAAUGUUCUGGAGCCACUGCACGAAAGGCUCAAGGUGGGGGCAAGCACUGUUAAUGAAUAAACCUUUAUCCAUGUAGUUGUCUGCUCAAGAAGUAAUUCAUUUUGGUACUUUCAUAGAUCUGGAUUUUGCGGAACUGUUGCUUGGUGUUGUAGCUUAGAGCAGAGAGGUGAAGGCUAGGUGAAUCGAAUUGUGAUUGAUUGCCUAGGUAACAUCCAAUCAUGUCCAGAUCACAAAUUUUGUGGCGAAUUCAAUGUAUUUUCAGCUCAAAUUGUGGUCGACCCUUGGUGUUGAGUGAAUGAGUUAUUAAGCAGAAACCUUACAUACUGGCCGACUGAUUGCUCAAAAUCCAAGGAUUUUCAGAAUGUAUGUUUAUGACCUCGAAGCAUUAACAAGAAUUGAGACCCUGAACUACUGAUCCCUCCAAGUUGGUUAGUCGGGUUUGGUGCAAUGAGUUUGAGGUCUGCUUUGCCAGAUGCUUUAUCGACCAUGUCGCUACCAUAUAUCUCUUGAAUGUUAAAAUUUUCUCCUGGUAUAAACUGUAUUGUUUUUGAAACUGAAUUGUGCAGUGUGGUAAGUUGGAGCUUUGUCAAGGAAUGUUUACCUUUGUAGUCUUUGAGCUUAUGCAGCGAGUUUUUGUUAGGCAUGUUAUGGGAACAUACAAUUCAUACUGAAGCUGUAAAAAUGAUAUUCCUGUC
Papaver somniferum (opium poppy) is the source of this 3044-nucleotide messenger RNA. Its product is annotated as pentatricopeptide repeat-containing protein At2g13600-like. The transcript is spliced from 8 exons. Gene Ontology annotation, molecular function: protein binding; RNA binding. The record is from RefSeq and is a predicted model, not a curated record. Gene Ontology annotation, biological process: RNA modification. The coding region runs from base 1 to 2220 and encodes 739 amino acids. NCBI's taxonomy places the organism in Eukaryota, Viridiplantae, Streptophyta, Magnoliopsida, Ranunculales, Papaveraceae.